This is a messenger RNA of Olea europaea var. sylvestris, 1825 nucleotides long. RefSeq lists its product as uncharacterized. Lineage: Eukaryota; Viridiplantae; Streptophyta; Magnoliopsida; Lamiales; Oleaceae. Gene Ontology annotation, biological process: male meiosis II. The transcript has 4 exons. The record is from RefSeq and is a predicted model, not a curated record. Bases 208 to 1596 code for a protein of 462 amino acids.
AGGCCCACCAAUUUUCGACCGUUUGUUUGCCUUUUCCCUUUCUCCCUUAACGAUCCUCUCUCUCUCCACUCUCUCUGCCAGGCAAAAACACCAAUCAUGAAGAUCCUUCAACGUUAAACUCCUUCAAAUCAUCUUAAACUAAAGAAAAGUUCAAUCUUUGAACCCAAGAAAAAAAUAAAGUUUUUGGUGGUUCUUGAAUAGCACUUAAUGGGUUGUUUUCUUGGGUGCUUUGGUGGUGCAAAGAAUUCCAAACGCCGCAAACAGAGGAUUAAUCGGGGCAGCCCUAGAAAUCAAAGAGACGGGGUUCGGAAUGUUCAGCAGCAGCAGGGUGUAAUAUAUGCAGAACAGAGCAUUACGGAAAUUCCCUGUAAGGAAAUACCCACGACUAACUCGGUUUCAGAGUUGCGAGAUAAGCCUGAGGGAGAGGAGCAAUUGAUCCCAAGCCCAAGAAAAAGAGUUACAUUUGAUACAAAUGUCACAACAUACACCCAUGUUUCCAUCUAUGAAAGCACUGAUUCUCUACCGGAGAACAAUAGAUCCAUUGAGAAAGAGGAGGAAGAUUUAGAAAGGUCUCGGCCACCCCAAUCGCAUUCACUCUCUGAAAAUGACAGUUCUGUGGCAUCCAGCGUGGGAUUGUAUCCUCAGAAUCAUAGGUACCAUAAUGUUAUGGAGGGUAACAAUGAAACUGAGGAGUAUGGUGACAGUGACUUGGAUAAUAUAGAAGAGAUGGACGAUGAAGGUGAUUCUGAUUACUACAAUGAAGAUGAUGGAAUUGUUUGCCAAGAAGUAUGGUCAGAGUCAGUUUUAACUGCAUCUAUGGAGUCAAGGACAGAAGAUCUUUCAGCUCUAGUUAUCAACGAGGAAGUAGCGAGUCCUUUGAUAAGGAUUGGACAGCCCGAGAGGGAAAUGGAGGAGUCUGGACCAAAAACAAUUUCUAGAGAUAGAAGUGACUAUGUCAAUUCCGUGCUGAACCCUGUUGAGAACACUACUCAGUGGAAAGCUGUGAAGUCGAAAGGGAUGCAGCCUUUGAAGCCACAGAAGGAGAACUUGGUUGCUGACCUUGACGCACCCCACAUUUCUUUCAGUAGUUUUGAACCGACUUUCAAGCAAUCUUCACAUAGUUUGAAGCCAAAAUUGGGUCAGUUGAAGAAUGCAAACAAUGAGAUUGCCGUUGAUUCUAGUCUUUCGAGCUGGUUGGUUUCGCCUGAUAUCACUCCUGCAAAGAAGAAUAGUUAUAGUGAUCUUGAGACCACUACGCCCGAAAAGAACAUACCAGUAGGGUCGACUUCACCGAGGAGCUAUGAUGAUCGACCUAUUCUAGGUGCAUUGACAGUCGAGGAGCUGAAACAGAUGUCAGCAUCUUCCUCCCCGAGGAAGUCUCCUCGUCGAAACCCUGAUGAGAUGCCUAUUAUAGGUACAGUCGGGACCUAUUGGAAUAAUUCGGGUUCAGCCAAGCAUUCUGACUCAGUCUCUUCUUACAAAGGCAUACCGAAUACAACCAGCAAGUACAGAGAGGACAAGAGAGUGAAUUGGCAUUCAACUCCAUUCGAGGCGAGACUGGAGAGAGCUCUCAACCAAGGUGCUGCAGAAGCCUAAUAUACCCAAUUUCAUUCUACAGAAGAAAGAUGAAUUGAGAUUUUUUUUAAUUCUUUUCCAGUGCCCGUCCUUGGAUUCUUUUUAGUUUGUGAAUUAAAGCAUUUGUUUAUUGUACUUCUCAUACCUUUUUUAUUGUUUGUGAAUUUUGAUAUGGUUUAUAUGCAAUUUUUUGUUUAUUGUAAUAAUUUAAUCAAACUCCGUUUUAAUUGUCGAUGGAAUUGAUUGAUCA